CUCAUACUUAUUUCCAAGGUGCACGUGUGCUCUGAAACAUCUCCGUGCAUUCACCACUGACUGCGAAUUGGAUCGCCUGCCAGCGGACCCGCCUUCCCAGCCCUUCUGGCUCUGCGCGCCCAUCGGAGUGCUCUGGGAAGCCGGCGCGACCACACACAUAAGACGGCUCGCCCGCCCUGUGUCCCCUCCCCACCAUGGCUUCCUCCCCCCAGACCACGCCCGCUCCUACCCGCACCGCGUCCGAGUCGUCCUGGGCCGCGUCCAGAGGGCCUGUCCCACCGCACGCCCACGCACACGGCCGCUGCCCCGUCACCGGCGCCGAGUCGCACGACUACUGCCCGCCCCAGGCCGACGACUCCCGCUCGCCCUGCCCCGCCCUCAACACGCUCGCCAACCACGGCUACCUCCCGCGCGACGGCAAGUGCAUCACCCCCGCCGUCCUCGUCCACGCCCUCCGCGCGGGCUACCACCUCUCCCUGCCCCUCGCCUGGUUCCUCACCCACGGCGGCUUCUACCUGCUCGGCCAGCGCCGCAAGCGCAUCUGCCUCCGCGACCUCAGCCGCCACAACUGCAUCGAGCACAACGCGUCCCUCGUCCACCCCGACGUCGCCUACCGCGACGAGUACGCCCCCGUCGACGUCCACCUCCACAUGCUCGAGGACCUCCUCCGCUACUCCACCGACGGCGCGCUCAUGACGCCCGACGACGUCGCCCGCGUCCGCGUCGUCCGCGAGGCCGCGUACGCCGUCCCCAUGGACAAGGUCCACGCGGAGAUCGCCCGCGGCGAGAUGGCCAUCGUCCUCCAGCUCUUCAACAACCCCGACAACCUCUCCCCGCCCGCGCCGCGCGCCCCGCUCCUCACGCGCAUCCGCCGCGUCUUCGCUCCCCAGCCGCCCGCCCCGCCGCCACCCGCCCCACUCCCCGGCGUGCCGAACCACAUGCUGCGCGUCUGGAUGCACGAGGAGCGCCUUCCCGACGGCUGGACGCCGUACCACCGCGUCGGCCUCCUCCACACGAUCCGCAUGGCGACGCGCCUCCGCCGCUCCAUGCGCGCGCUCCACACCGAGCAGCGCAAGGCCGGGCGCACGCGGUCCAAGACGAUCGACGGCGCCGUCGCCGCGCUCAUCCCUGCACUUACGAUCGCCACGCCGGACGCGGAGGCGCGCAGGCCCUCCGUGGUCGUCGAGACAGGCGACGUCGGCGGAGAGCCGUUGGCCGACGAACGUGCCAACAAGACUACGGUUGAUUCGCCGACGGCGCUGGAUACCCCGAGGAGCACCAUGACGCGGAACAGCACCCUCGCGUCGAGUGCGUCAUCCGAUGGCUUGCGCACGCCCCUGGACGUGCCCCUCCCCGCCCCUGCUCUCAGCGGCGGCGGCGUCAAGGAGAGCGUGUAUCCGGUGCGCGAAGAGGAGGAGGGUAUCCUCGACAUGAUCAGGGAGCGCGCCCGCAUGAUCGAAGUCGUUGAGUGAGCGGUGUCGGCAGGUCUCUCUCCUACUAUGCGCGGCUUAAUUAUGUAGUGCUCGUAUUGAUCCUGUACAGAUGUCUGGACGGCAGCAUCACUUACGCUCCACAGGUUCAAUCGGUGCCCUGAUAGAGCUCGCCAGAGCUUCCUACGCCGUUCUUGUGCACGGCAGGCCGGCAACAUCGACUCAAAUGAUAAUCUAGCAGUUGAAUGUACCAAAGAAAGGCUUUCCAUGCUAUGAAUACUAGUGCUGCUUCCAGAGUCGCUCAAAAG
Molecule: messenger RNA, 1738 nt
Organism: Fomitopsis serialis
Lineage: Eukaryota; Fungi; Basidiomycota; Agaricomycetes; Polyporales; Fomitopsidaceae
Exons: 4
Coding region: 195-1472 (425 amino acids)
Molecular function (GO): peroxidase activity
Source: RefSeq, a predicted model, not a curated record